Molecule: messenger RNA, 3133 nt
Organism: Dicentrarchus labrax (European seabass)
Lineage: Eukaryota; Metazoa; Chordata; Actinopteri; Moronidae
Gene: gfra1b
Product: gdnf family receptor alpha 1b
Exons: 11
Coding region: 54-1481 (475 amino acids)
Biological process (GO): nervous system development
Cellular component (GO): external side of plasma membrane; signaling receptor complex
Molecular function (GO): signaling receptor activity
Source: RefSeq, a predicted model, not a curated record
AAAUUCCCCCCCCCUCUUUCAGAGCUAACAUACGGAAAACCUCCUAAAGCGCAAUGAUUUUAACUACUUUUGUCAUUAUGUUGUCCUUCCCGGCCUCGCUGUUCACCUUGAGGGGUGACAGCAGCUCGUCCUCCCGGGCCGUCCGCCUGGACUGUGUGAAGGCCAGCGAGCAGUGUCUGAAGGAGUACAGCUGCAGCACCAAGUACCGGACGAUGAGGCAGUGCGUGGCGGGGAGGGAGAGCAACUUCAGCGCGGUCACCGGUCCCGAGGCGCAGGUCGAGUGCCGCAGCGCAAUAGAUGCCAUGAAGCAGAGCCCCCUCUAUGAGUGCAGGUGUAGAAGAGGCAUGAAGAAGGAGAAGAACUGUCUCCGGAUCUUUUGGAGCAUAUUUCAGAGUUUGCAGGCUAAUGAUUUGCUGGAAUACUCUCCGUAUGAACCAGUCAAUAGCCGGCUCUCAGAUAUCUUCCGCCUGGCCCCCAUCAUAGCAGCUGAGCCUGCAUCCACAAAGGAGAACAACUGUCUGAAUGCUGCCAAGGCCUGUAACUUAAAUGACACAUGUAAGAAAUACCGCUCAGCUUACAUCAGCCCCUGUACUAGCAGGGUGUCCGCUUCGGAGGUCUGCAACAAGCGCAAAUGCCACAAGGCGCUACGUCAGUUCUUUGACAAGGUUCCAACUAAAUACAGCUAUGGGAUGCUGUUUUGCUCCUGUCCAGCGGGAGAUCAUAUGGCAUGUGCAGAACGCCGACGACAAACCAUUGUACCCGUCUGCUCCUAUGAGGAUAAAGACAAACCUAACUGUCUGUCUCUUCAAAACACAUGCAAGACCAACUACAUCUGCAGGUCAAGGCUAGCAGACUUUAUCAGCAACUGUCAGCCUGAAGCUCGCUCCAUAUCUGGCUGUCUGAGGGAGAACUAUGCUGACUGUCUGCUGUCUUACUCUGGUCUUAUUGGUACAGUGAUGACACCCAAUUAUGAGCGAUCACUUGGCAUCAGCCUGUCGCCAUGGUGUGACUGCAGCAGCAGCGGGAACAGCAAGGCAGACUGUGAUAGAUUUGCUGAGUUUUUCACCAACAAUCGAUGCCUACGUAAUGCCAUCCAGGCCUUUGGCAAUGGUACUGAUGUUGGAGUUUGGCAACCCCAACCUCCAAUUAAGCCUACUGUACUAGAGCCUAGCAUUACUCGAAGGGGUAAAGACCGAACCAGUAACGCACUGGAUGCACUGACGGACAUGAGCAAACUGGACCUUGAUGGCGACUCACUAUAUCACAUCUGUGGGACCUUACAGGCCCAAAAACUGGUGUCAAAUCAAACAGUGGAUACUUCUCAAUGUCUGCAUCAACUGGAGGAGUCCAGUGGCUCAAAUGCCAUUGCUAGAAGCUCAGCAGCUGAACUCACCGGCUUACACUCCUCCAGUAUGCUCCUCGCACUUGCCUUUGCUUUGACACCAAUACUAUCACCGGUUUCAAGCUUUUGUAGGAUCUGAGGAUGAUGGAUCAACACUCUCAUCUCAACUCGUUUUAAUUUGGACAUUUGCCAAAGUGUGACACCUGUUUUUUUUUUUUUUUUUUAAAUGGAAAUGAGCAACACAGCACAGUAACAGCACUGAAAUCAUAGACAACAGUGGAUUAUAUCUGAUGUUGACUGUUGCUGUGUUGAAAACAGACCUGCUGGAGCUGUUACUGAGAUAUCAACUUGUUUGCCUCGUGGGGGCAAUUUGGUGACUUCGAUAAUCAGAUUCACACUUAGAAACACUCGUGUUUUGGAGUCGACCCUGUGAUCUGAUAAACAUGAAUAAAUUCACCUCUCUGAAUGUGUGAAAUCGGUGCACAUUUGACUGAAUGAACUGCCAAUGUGGUGAACAGCGUUUUGAGGAUGAAGAUCAUUCUCUGUAUAACUGUGCUUUGAUUUGUCCUGCCAAUAAACUAAGGAAUACUAAGUGUUGAUCUAAAAGUGUUGAUCUACAAUAUGUGACAAUGAACAACUAACACAUUUCAUAGACACACUGUAUGGAAUAUGAUUCAUAAAACAUUUCAAAGCCCAUAACAUUUUUUGUCAGAGUAUCCUCAAAGGACAGACACAGCCAGAAAAAAGUAACAAUUAUCUCUUGUUCGGUACAAGUUGUAGAUCAGUUUUGUAGAUUUAUUUGAUUGCUAUGGUGGUUUAUGGGUUUAACACAUCACCUCUAAAAGAACAUUUUGUACAUACGAUACAUAAAGUGUACACUCUAUUACAGUAUGCUGCCGUUAGCUUGUAACAUAUUGUGUGUAAUGUUUUUGAGAGUCUGUUAGUAUCUGGAGACUGAGGCCUCUCAGCUUUCUCCAGUGUAAUUAUGAUUUAUAAAAUGUGACGGGGUAUGGUUCUUUACUCAUGUGGUUACAGGUCUGACUUUAUUGUGUGAUUAUAUGUUGAUGGCAAAGUGCAUAAUGUUAUCUUAAACAGUAUUUUUCUUGAGGAAUAUCAAACUAUCUGUAACAGCAACAAGAACAUAAAGCAUUUACAGUCUUCAUUGGCUAAAACGAAGCAAUGUUAUUCUUUUCUUUUCCUAUCGAAAGUAAAUAUGUUUUCAAGCUCGAUCCAGAUUCUUCAGACUGCCCCUAUUUGAUUUCAUUUUUCACACAACAUUUUGUCUUGGUAGAGAGCAAAAGGAAAGGAGGUUUGAUAAAUAAAGAAUGUGUACAUACCCACAAGCAGAGCAAAUGCCAAAAGACAAAAGCCAGUCGACAUUAAAUGCCAGCAAUUACUGCGGAUGCAAAUGGUGGAAAGAUGAAAACACUUACAUUGUUAUAUACUUAAUGACACCGUCAUUAUCAAAGAUAUUAAAAGAAUGUACAACAUAAUGGCAAUUAUGAACACUGAGAACUUGUUUUUAAACAUCUUUGCCAUUAAAAAAUAUGUGUCUGUUGAAAUAACUUCCCUGUAUGAUCUAAUAUAGCCUGUUAUGAUGCACUAGAUUGUGUAUCACAUUUUUUUCCUUCUUUUUUUUUUUAAAAGGUCAAAAAGGUUUGGGUUUAUCUAAUUUUUCCUUCAGAUAUUAAGCUGAAUACAUAUCUUACAGCAGCCCACCUUUAUGUACACAAAUUUUGGUUAUCUGUUCAGUGUUUGCCAAACAGCUGAAAUAAAAAUGGUGAACAGUGA